AUGCUUCUUUCUCAUAAGAAAUAUGCACAGGAAACAUUGGAGCGUGCAGGUAUGAGGACUUGUAAGCCUGCAACAAUUCAUGUUGACACUAACUCAAAGCUUAGUGCGGAUUCAGGUCCUCCUGUGGCAGAUCCGACUCAUUAUUGCACUUUAGCAGGUGCUUUGCAGUACCUCACUUUUACUCAUCCAGAUAUUGCUUAUGUAGUAGAGCAGUUGCGUUUGAUCACUUAUACUGAUGUUGAUUGGGGAGACUCAGGUGACAUUAGUCGUUCCACUUCUGGUUAUUGUUGUUUUCUCAGUGAUAACUUGAUUUCUAGGCAGUCUAAGCGUCAGCCUACUACUCUUUCUAGAUCAAGUGUUGAGGCAGAAUAUCGAAGCGUCGCAAAUGUUGUCGAGGAAGCUUGUUGGUUAUGCAAUCUUCUUCUGGAGUUACACUGUCCUCUCCGACAAGCUACUAUUUUUUAUUGUGAUAAUACAUUUUCACUAAAGGUCUUCCACGACAGUAAUUCUUGGAGUUCAAGUCCAAUCUCAGUGUUCGCCCUCCUCCAACUCCGGCUGUGA
Beta vulgaris subsp. vulgaris (sugar beet) is the source of this 561-nucleotide messenger RNA. RefSeq lists its product as uncharacterized. Lineage: Eukaryota; Viridiplantae; Streptophyta; Magnoliopsida; Caryophyllales; Amaranthaceae. The coding region runs from base 1 to 561 and encodes 186 amino acids. The transcript is spliced from 3 exons. The record is from RefSeq and is a predicted model, not a curated record.